Molecule: messenger RNA, 650 nt
Organism: Lolium perenne
Lineage: Eukaryota; Viridiplantae; Streptophyta; Magnoliopsida; Poales; Poaceae
Source: RefSeq, a predicted model, not a curated record
GCGAUGGACCGGCAGUCGGAGUGGAUCGUCCUCCGCCUCGUGCACGCGUUCCUCAAGUCGAGGAAGCUCCACCGCGCGGCGUACGCGCUGGAGAAGGAGGCGAGGCUGAAGCUGGACCUGCCGCACCUGCACACGCUCUUUGCCAAGGGCCGGUGGCGGGCGGCGGACGAGUACGUGACGGCGUUCUUGGGCGCCGCCAAGGAAGAGACCGGCAGCACGCCCGCCGCGUCCGCCACGCUGUUCGUCGUCAGGUUCGAGCGCUUCGUCCGCGCGCUCAAGCGGGGCGACGAGGCCUGGGCCAUGAGGUACUUCGGCCGCGCCAUCGAGCCCCUCCUCGACAGCCACCCGGACAAGGCCGCCGCGCGCGCCGAGUGCAUCAGGGCGCUGGAGCUAGACGACGAGUCCCUCCGCCGCAGCUACCCCGACGACGACCGGCACAGGCGCGAGCGGGAGACGGAGUUCAUCCGCUGCGUCUACGAGAACGAGAGCAUCUCCCGCGCCUUCAACGACGUCUUCGACGGCAACCUGCGCUUCAUGAGGAGGACGACCUCCCUCGGCCUGCGCCGCCACGUCCGCCGCGGCCCGCCGUGUGAUCAGCGAUGAAAGAAAAAAGACAAUCGACUGUCUUGCUCCUUGUACUAGCACGUUGU